Messenger RNA from Dioscorea cayenensis subsp. rotundata (Guinea yam), 1361 nucleotides. Its product is annotated as transcription termination factor MTERF5, chloroplastic. Gene Ontology annotation, biological process: regulation of DNA-templated transcription. The transcript has 2 exons. The record is from RefSeq and is a predicted model, not a curated record. Gene Ontology annotation, molecular function: double-stranded DNA binding. NCBI's taxonomy places the organism in Eukaryota, Viridiplantae, Streptophyta, Magnoliopsida, Dioscoreales, Dioscoreaceae. Bases 403 to 1230 code for a protein of 275 amino acids.
AGAGGAGGCAAAAGCUGUUCUUUCUUUAUUUUUAAGGAAACAAGGUAUGAGCAAUGCAGUUGCAGCAAGGAUAAUCAACAAAUCAGAUCCUUUUAUCGAUCACCUUAUGUUGAAGCUUCAUGCAACUUACAAAUCUCGUUACCUAGAAGAGAACUUACUACACUUGAAAUCAGGGAUGCUCUUAAUCCAUUCCUUGAAUCUUUACUCGAAGAACAUGGUGAUCUUUUAGUAGAUGUGGUGGAGAACUUCCCAAAUCCUCCAUGCAAGGAAAGAUCUUCAUCUUCUUGUCAGAUAACAAGUACCGAUAUUAGCUCCAAGAAAGAUAGAGCAGUUGCUCGAGUGUCUCAACAAAGUCCUGAAGGCCUCCUUCCUGAUCAGGUGAUCUACCUCAUCGAUCUUGGCAUGGACCUUGACCAGAUAAAAACAAUAGUUCGCAGGUUUCCAUCCUUUGCUUAUUACAGUUUGGACCGGAAAAUAAAACCUCUGGUUGAUUUCCUGCUUGAAUUAGGUGUACCACGUCCCGACAUCCCUGCUAUCCUCUACAAAAGGCCUCAGUUAUGUGGCAUUAGCCUUUCGGAGAAUCUGAAGCCAAUGAUGACUUACCUUGAGGGCUUAGGCAUUGAUAAAAAUCAGUGGGCAAAGGUAAUUUAUCGGUUUCCUGCACUCCUCACUUACAGCAGACAGAAAGUGAAAGCAACAAUUGACUACCUCCAUGAAUUAGGCAUCUCAGAUAAGAACAUAGGAAAGAUCUUAACACGCUGCCCGCACAUUAUAAGUUAUAGUGUGGAUGAUAAGCUCAGGCCAACAGCCGAAUACUUUGAUUCGUUAGGCAUCAAUGUAUCAUCACUCAUCAUCCGGUGUCCACAAACAUUCGGUCUAAACAUUGAAGCAAGUUUAAAGCCAGUUACUGAAUUUUUCAUUGAGAGAGGUUACAGUAUAGAAGAGAUUAGCACAAUGGUAUUGCGAUAUGGAGCAUUGUACACUUUCAGCAUUGUCGAUAAUUUGUUACCGAAGUGGAAAUAUUUUUUGACAAUGGAUUAUCCAAGAUCAGAGCUUGUGAAAUUUCCGCAUUAUUUUGGUUACAGUCUUGAGGAGAGAAUAAAGCCUAGAUACCGACGAGUGAAGGAAUGCGGUGUGAGGCUUGUACUGAAUCAAGUGCUCUCAUAUUCAGAUACUGAGUUUGAGAAGAUACUGAAGAGGAAAAUGGUUAAACAAUUUGGAGAGCACUAAAACUUGAGCAUUGUGAAUUUCAGUCAGGAAAACAAAUCUGAUCAUUUUUACAGGCUUAACAGUAAGUGUUUAUUUGCUGCACAGUGUCUGGCUUAUUAUUACUUGAUGAUAAUGCAUUAGAAUUAACUAUA